This is a messenger RNA of Onychomys torridus (southern grasshopper mouse), 153 nucleotides long. RefSeq names its product keratin-associated protein 20-2-like. The transcript has a single exon. Lineage: Eukaryota; Metazoa; Chordata; Mammalia; Rodentia; Cricetidae. Bases 1 to 153 code for a protein of 50 amino acids. The record is from RefSeq and is a predicted model, not a curated record.
AUGGGCUACUAUGGAAACUACUAUGGUGGUCUUGGCUAUGGCUAUGGCUGUGGCUAUGGAGGCCUGAGUUAUGGCUAUGGCUAUGGCAGAUUUGGAUAUGGCUACUGCAGGCCAUAUUGCUGUGGGAGAUACUGGUCCUACAGAUUCUACUGA